UUUUGAAAAAAUGUAACCUGUACUUAAGAGUCAAAGAAUUAUAAUUUCAAAAAAGUGGGCAGACCUAAAGUUACAAGAUGCUGAAUUCAAAUCAGUUUUCAGAACUCUAAUCGCAUCAGUAGUUUUGUUAUUCUACACAAACGGGAUGUUUUUUAUGCACAAACGGUCGGUACCUAGACGUCUUAAAUUAAUUAUAAUUUACUUAUGUCUUAGGUGGGAGAAAAUACCUUUAAUUAUGAUAACUCAUUCUGUCUCAUAUUCAGUCUUAUCAUUAGAAAGUUUAUAACUAUCUAUUUGGCACUAAAGUUUCUUCAUUAAAAGAGAAACAUCAUAUAAUGGAACAAAAAAAUAUAUAUUUACUAGAUGGCAGUUUUACCAGCGGAGUUAAGCCUUAUGUUGACUUUGAGAGUUUAGUAAAACAUCCACUUUGGGGCUCCCAGUUACUUAAUUUAGACGAAGAAGCCGUGUACAACUGCCACAGAGAUUAUAUCAAAGCUGGAGUAGAUAUGAUUACAACAAAUACUUAUCAAGCAAGUAUUAAUGGGUUUCAAAAGUUCUUAGGUUUGAACUAUUGUGAAAGUUAUGAACUUUUGAAAAAAUCUGUCAAAUUAUGUAAAAAAGCCAUACAAGUAGAAGGCUUAGGAAAGUAUGUUAAAGUAAUGGGUUCUGUUGGGCCAUUCGGGGCUUCAAAGUGUGAUGGCUCAGAAUAUAGCGGGAAUUAUAUAGAUUCAAUGAGUACACAAGAAUUAUUAGAUUGGCAUAAACCUCGAAUUCAAGCAUUAAUUGAAGAAGGAGUAGAUUAUAUUCUUUUUGAAACUAUUCCUUCUAUCAGAGAAGCUAAAAUUUUAUUAAAAUUGCUCUCCAGUUUUCCAGAUCAAAAAGCAUGCUUAUCAUUUUCUUGUAGAGACGAACUUCAUAUAAGUCAUGGUGAAACAUUUUCAAGUGCUGUGGAAACAUGUUGGGCCUAUCAAAAUCAAAAACAACUCGUAGCCAUAGGUUGCAAUUGUGUAUCAGCUAGUAAUAUUACUUCUCUGUUACUGUCUGUUAAGACUGAAAAUGUUCCUUUAAUUGUUUAUCCAAAUGGUGGUGGUACUUGGGACAUUCAAAACAAAAAGUGGGACAAUUCAAAAGCAUAUCAAAUUAAUCUAGAUGAUAUUAUAUUAUGGAAAAGUAAAGGUCUCAAAAUAUUUGGAGGAUGCUGUGUUUAUGAUUCUUCAGAUAUUGCUCGAUUUAGAAAUUUAAUAGAUUCUAUUCCCCUCUAACAUAUAUUUUUGAUAUUUAGUAUUACUCUACAUUUUAUUAAACAUUGAUUCACACCUAUUUUUAAAUAGUUUAAUUAAAAAUAUUUUAGACGCAUGUUUAAGGAUUAUUUGGUUCCCUUAAUUAUAAAAGAUAUAUUUUAAUAUUGUCAUAUGGUUUUAAUUUUAUAGAAGAUAGUCUCAUAAAAGCCUGUAAAUUUAUAAUAAAAGUUAAUAAUUCCAAAAAAAUUAUAAAAUACACCUUGAUACAAUUGUG
Daktulosphaira vitifoliae (grape phylloxera) is the source of this 1515-nucleotide messenger RNA. Its product is annotated as homocysteine S-methyltransferase YbgG-like. Gene Ontology annotation, molecular function: S-adenosylmethionine-homocysteine S-methyltransferase activity. The coding region runs from base 336 to 1262 and encodes 308 amino acids. Gene Ontology annotation, biological process: S-methylmethionine cycle. The record is from RefSeq and is a predicted model, not a curated record. The transcript is spliced from 5 exons. Lineage: Eukaryota; Metazoa; Arthropoda; Insecta; Hemiptera; Phylloxeridae.